CGUCGCUGCAUUUCUUUGAUGGACCAGAAUAAUUAUUUAAUACUUUUGACUACUUUUGACAUCCAUGUGCAUUGUUUUAUAUGCUGAUAGCACACUACGAAUGUGUACGGCUUGAAAUGAGAACUUAAAAAUUGGAAGGACUCAUCAAACUUAUCAUGCAGGACAGUCAGAGCUCAAAACCCGAAGUUGCUCCAAGUACUCAGGUACCGAUUCGCGCAUCUCGCAAGAGCGAGUGGUUACAGAGUGCUUUAGCCCACCAUUACGACCCGGAUCCCGGGGUGGAAAACGAGAUUGUGGUCCUCGCAACAGGCAUCGACCAGUACCUGCAAGAGAUAUUCCAUCAUUUGGCAUACCGCAACGGAUGCGAUCUCGUUACCGCGCAGGAUUUCAGACUGCUGUGUCAUGUCCUGGGGAUUCUUAACUCCGGCGAUGGUGGGGACGAGAAGGGACACGCGGACGAAACUGCGGGGAUUUUGUCCCGACUACCCAGCCAGCUGCACUUCAAAGAUUUUCACGCGCGGCUCUGCGGGCACUUCAGCCUCCGGGUGCGAAAAGGCGGGCCCAACGCGCGCCUCCCCGUCACCGAGGAGACGGAGCACAUCGAGCGCGAGAUCAGGCUCCGGUGGCCGCGGGUACGGAAGAGAAAGUGUGUCAGUUUCAACCUGUCCAAAGACGCCCUCUCGGACAGAAGGGAAAUACCCAGACCUGCUUCGAUUCUGAAAAUGCACAAUCUCCACCACUCGCUGCAGCAGGUGGAGAUGGAGAACGCGAGCCUGCGUGAGCUGGUGGAGGACCUGCGGGCGGCUCUGCAGACCAGCGACGCACGCCGCCUGGCGCUGGAGGUGACGCUGCAGCGGGAGAGAGGGGCGCGGUGCGGCGGGGGCGAGGGAGAGGAGCUGAGGGAGGAGAGGGAGGCGCGGGAGGCAGAGCUCCCCACCACCGCGUCGCGCCUCCCCAGGGGCACCAGGGACCUGCUCAGGGAGCUGGAGCUGAUCCGGGCGUCCCGUGACGGGCAGCUGGAAGAGGCCAUGAGGUUCAACAAGAGGCUGGAGGCGGAGCUCAGGGCAGCCAGUGAGGAGAGGCGCAGGCUGGAGGAGGCGGGGCUGCGGCUGCAGAGGGAGAACGGGCAGAUGAAGAGGAGGGCGGAGGAGGCGCGGUCGGCCCUGUCGCGCGGUCUGGACCGCGUCAGGGAGAUCCAGGAUCAGGCCCGGCUGGUGCCCGGUCUGCAGGCUCGGGUUCGAGAGCUGGAGGCUGACAGACAGAGGGACAGGAGCCAGUGCACCUGCAGAGCGAACAGAGACGAGCAGGGCGGUCCAGCCUCUGUGACCCCUGAACCCCGUCACAUCCUGCUGCGCCACUCUCCCACAGGAAGAGAUGAGUCCUGCAGCAGAGGAGUGGAAGAAGGCCUCCAGAGGGCAGUAGAGGGCCGGGCUGCCUCAGACGAGGAAGAGGAGGAGAGGGGGAGCGAGGAAGGACAGUGCUGUCUGGUGGAGGUGAAGAGGUUGCUGAACAGACUACGCUGCUGUGCUAAAGGGUGUCAGAACACAGCCGCGCGUCACCUGCUGAUCUCACAGACCUGUUUCCAUGCCAACCCGCACAGUGGCAUCGCUGCAACCAUGGAGCUCAGGGGGCGUGGCCACCAGAGCCACGCCCAUCCAGAGGAGAAGGAGAGUGACGUGGAGAAGGCCAGGCAGGAGGAGGUGGAGGUGCUGAGGAUGGAGGUGCGGAUGGUGGAGACGGAGAGGGUCCGUCUGUCCCUGCUGGAGGAGAAGCUGACAGACGCACUGACGCUACUGCUGCAGCUGCGCGCCAAGGAUAUCUCUCGUAGAGCUUUGGGAACCAUAUUCAUGGACACUCUAGACGUCUGCAGCAAAGCUGGUCAUGGCCCCGCCCACGGACUGCAGGUGGUCGAUGCCCUCUGCCAGGAGCUGCUCACCUGUGAGCUCCUGGAGGAGGGGGCAGGGCCAAAGCCCGGUGCCACCAGCCCCCUGCUCAUCUCCUGCUGA
Conger conger (European conger) is the source of this 2006-nucleotide messenger RNA. Its product is annotated as EF-hand and coiled-coil domain-containing protein 1-like. NCBI's taxonomy places the organism in Eukaryota, Metazoa, Chordata, Actinopteri, Anguilliformes, Congridae. The transcript is spliced from 8 exons. Bases 156 to 2006 code for a protein of 616 amino acids. The record is from RefSeq and is a predicted model, not a curated record.